ACAUUUGUAUCCAGCCGUUAUAUACAUUUAUACUGUGUUUCAGAUGGAAGACUACGUUAACAAAAAAAUAGAAUUUUUUGGGUCCAUUCCUAAAAAUCAAAAAUGCUUAAUUAUCGGAGACUGGAGAACUGCCAAGAAUUAUCUGGAAAGAACUUUAGGAGGAUUAGGAACGUGUAGGUCGUCAAGAAAGGCAAAUACAGGAUCUUUUGUUGGAUUUAGGCGCCAUUUAUAUAUUCAAGAUCAUAACGGAAACAAACUACAUAUAGUUCUGAGAAGCUCUGAUGAAAACUCAUAUGUCGAUUUAUGUUGGUACAGGAACGGAGAGAUAAUUAGUCAUGGUGAAGUUUCUGAAUUUAUAAGAAAAACUAUUCCACGACCUCAGAGCACUUCAAAGAGUGUUGAGCUGGUGCAAGAAACGAUAGGAAUUUUAAGCAGUCCUAGAAUAGCGUAUGAACGUGUACAAAUGUUGACCAAGAGUUCACCAAAGGAUGGCACAACUGUAGACAUGGUGAAGAGCGCUAAAAAAAGAAGGAAACUAUUUGAAGAAGCUAAAGGAGAAGACGUGAUGGAAGAUUUGUCAAAGAUCCCCACAAUAGUGAAUGAUGGAAAGAGAUGCAAUGUCAUAAUUAGUGAUAAAUGCGUCAUGUCUCUCAUUAUUGGAGGCACGAGCAACGUACACGGAUUAAACAGACCUCUGAAUAUUGACUACACAGAAAUGAAGUCACCAUCCAUGAAUAUAUUAGUUACAUCUGUGCAGAUUCCGUUCAUAAGAAACAAGAGAGGGGAGAUGAUUCAAGUGUAUGGUCCCAUGAUGGUUGGGACUCACCAAGGGAACCUAGAUAUAAGAGACAUGGGUGUACACAUGCAAAGUUAUCCGGACCACAUGCCAAUAGCAGUUAUGUCAGAUGAUACGAAUCUCUACAGAGGCAUAGUACGGCCAGAAGACAAUACUAUACAUCUGAAGUGUUACGUGCACAAGAGACGAAACAUUGAGGACAAAUGCAAGGCACUUAACAUUGACCCUAAACAUCAAUGCGAGAUUAUUUUCGGGAACAGGCAUUGGAGAGGCGUGGGAGAGAACAUGCUUGUACAGGGUAUAGUAGGAACGGAUAAUGUCCAGGAGUUCAAACAAUUGGUAGGGGAUUCACCUCUCCAUGAAGAAAUUAAAUUAUACCUUCUUGCUCAAGCAGAGAGUUUUUGCACUUCUUACAGUAAUGAAGCUAAACGAAAAGGUGGAUUUAAUGAAUACGAGAGGGCCACAACAAAUUGUUUAGAAGCCGCGAAUUCUAGUAUUAAGAAAAGGUUUGCGGAGCAAAUGAAGAAUAAGCCGAACACAUGGGAGUCUGGAAUAUCUGUACUAAGUUGGAUGCAGGUGAUGUAAUUUCAUUUAAAGAAAUGUUUGAUUUACAAGAAAGCAUAAUUAUUUCUGGUUUUACGUCAUUUAUUUAAAAUUAGUUGUUAGUUGACUAGAAAAAGUUAGUAUUUAGAUGAUACCUUUGAAUUUGUUAAAAGAUAUGCAUUCUAUAUAUAUAAUUAUUGAUUGAUUUACUCGUGUUAAUGCCAAAGAAGUCUAACAUAUAUAUGUAAAUUAUUCAAAUUCGUGGUAAUAUUCAAAUAUUAAACAAGGAUUAAUACAAAAGUUGAUAUCUGAUGAAUACUAAGAUAAAUAAAGAAUCGAUACAAAUGUUAAUAUAAAAAGAAUAAUGAUUGGA
Eurytemora carolleeae is the source of this 1712-nucleotide messenger RNA. RefSeq lists its product as uncharacterized. The transcript is spliced from 21 exons. Bases 44 to 1381 code for a protein of 445 amino acids. NCBI's taxonomy places the organism in Eukaryota, Metazoa, Arthropoda, Copepoda, Calanoida, Temoridae. The record is from RefSeq and is a predicted model, not a curated record.